GCCAGGAGAGGGGGGCCUGGUGGCCAGGAAUGGAGUCUCUGGGCUCAGCGCUGGUCUUCCUGGUGCAGUUCUGGGUCCUGCAAGGAGCCACAGGCCUGAGAGUGCAGCAGGAGCCCAAGGAGCUGCAGGUGACGCGGGGCAGCCAGGUGACCUUGGCCUGCCAGGUGAUACAGUCCCAAGCGUGGGAGCGGCUCCGUGUUGAGUGGACCAAGGACGGCGUCUCCUUGUGUGAGCCACACAUCACCAAUGGCAGCCUCAGUCUGCGGGUCUGUGGGCCCCGGAGGCAGCUUUCCUGGAAGCUGCCCGGCAAUCUCACCCUGCGGCUGGAACGCGUGAGCCUCAAUGACAGCGGGCACUACGUGUGCGGUGUGGCCGUGGAGAUUCCGAAGCUGGAGGUGGAGCGAGGCAAUGGCACGCAGCUCCUGGUGAAGAAAGGACUCCUGGUGGCGCUGCUGGUGGCAGGGGGCGUGGCCGUGGCCGCCAUCGCGCUGAAAGCCUGUGUCUGGGGCCGCCGUCGCAGCCGGCGCGAGGACUCAGGGAAUCCUCUUUAUGGGAACGUCCUUUACCAGCCCCGGGGGGCCCCAAAGAAGACUAAGGCGUGGCGUGUGGAGGGGAAGGUGCUGGACAGCCCCAGGGCGAACCAGAAGAGUCAGAGCUUCUAUUCGAUCUCUUUCCCCCAGCCUCCCAGCCCCCAGCAGUGCCUGGCCCAGAAGCCUUGCCCCAGCCCCAGGUCGAGUCACCCCAUAUCUACUGUCGGCGACUCCCCUGACCCAUGCCCCUCUGGGCAGCAGUGGCCAAGAGGGCUCCUUCAAGUGGGAAGAGGACUCGAAACCCCAGAAAAGACCCCCUCCCACCAAUGGCCACAUGACAAUGUGACUGAUUUACCAAAGAGACAGGGAGUUCAGCAGCCCAGCCCAAGACCCCGGCCUCAUUACUAUAAUGCAGGAUUCCUCCCUCACCCCUAAAGCACUCAAUAAAGGCUUA
Messenger RNA from Ailuropoda melanoleuca (giant panda), 984 nucleotides. It is a transcript of the gene TMIGD2, whose product is annotated as transmembrane and immunoglobulin domain containing 2. The coding region runs from base 30 to 965 and encodes 311 amino acids. Gene Ontology annotation, cellular component: external side of plasma membrane; B cell receptor complex. Gene Ontology annotation, biological process: B cell differentiation; B cell receptor signaling pathway. The transcript has 4 exons. The record is from RefSeq and is a predicted model, not a curated record. NCBI's taxonomy places the organism in Eukaryota, Metazoa, Chordata, Mammalia, Carnivora, Ursidae.